Messenger RNA from Vanrija pseudolonga, 327 nucleotides. RefSeq lists its product as uncharacterized. The record is from RefSeq and is a predicted model, not a curated record. Lineage: Eukaryota; Fungi; Basidiomycota; Tremellomycetes; Trichosporonales; Trichosporonaceae. Bases 1 to 327 code for a protein of 108 amino acids. The transcript has 4 exons.
AUGCCCAAGACCAUGUCCAACUUCCACCCCGCCGAGCAGGUCGAGGGAGAAAAGCUCCUCGACGGGCUGAUCACGGACCGCAAGGACACGGAGAACGUGACCCGCAUGCAGACGUACGCGCCGGGCUGGAAGGCCGGCGCGCACUCGCACACGUACUGGGAAGAAGUCCUCGUGCUCAAGGGCCGCAUCUUUGACGAGACGCUCAACCGCUGGGUCGGCGAGGGAGAGUAUGCGUGCCGCCCGCCGGGGCAGGUGCAUGGCCCGAUGGAGGCCGGGCCAGAGGGGUGUACUGUGCUUCUUAUCAACACGAGCAGCUGGGGCAAGUGA